AUGUCGAGCGUGACAGGUGACCCGUCUCUUAUAACAGUAGCCAUUACUCCAAAAUACUUUAUGGUAGAAGAGGAAGUAGAACAAAGGAACAGCACUCUCAUAUCCAUAGUAGGAAGUAUCCUUGGCUAUUAUAGAAUUGAUUUAAUCAGUCCAUGGGGUUUCGUGAAUAGUGGACGCUGUGGAUUCAGAAAACUUAAAAAGAAAACCAACGAAAGCCUUCUAUUAGUUAUGAAGGAUGAUGACAUAGAAAAACGCGAGAAUUUUUUAGAACUCUCACAAAGAGUUAGACAUUUGGAAAAAUUUGAAUUUUUCCUUAAAGAUUAUCCACUAAAAUAG
Molecule: messenger RNA, 336 nt
Organism: Entrophospora candida
Lineage: Eukaryota; Fungi; Glomeromycota; Glomeromycetes; Entrophosporales; Entrophosporaceae
Source: the annotation of a GenBank genome assembly